Cyclopterus lumpus (lumpfish) is the source of this 1242-nucleotide messenger RNA. It is a transcript of the gene serpine3, whose product is annotated as serpin peptidase inhibitor, clade E (nexin, plasminogen activator inhibitor type 1), member 3. The record is from RefSeq and is a predicted model, not a curated record. The coding region runs from base 1 to 1242 and encodes 413 amino acids. Lineage: Eukaryota; Metazoa; Chordata; Actinopteri; Perciformes; Cyclopteridae. The transcript has 8 exons. Gene Ontology annotation, molecular function: serine-type endopeptidase inhibitor activity. Gene Ontology annotation, biological process: negative regulation of endopeptidase activity.
AUGCGGGUCCUGCCCGUGGCGUCCCUCUUCCUCGGCCUCUGGCUGGUCGGGGGGAGCCGCUGUGACGGAGGCCUCCAGCGCAGCAUGGCGGAGCUGCACGGCCGGCUGGCGGUGCUCCUCUACCAGACCCUCAGCGAGACGGAGAAGACCUCCAACCUGAUGGUGUCCCCGGCCAGCGUGUCCUCGUCUCUGGGUCUGCUGCAGCUCGGCGCCCGCGGCAACACGCUGGCUCAGCUGGAGGCCACGCUGGGAUACAACGUGAAGGACGUCCAGGUUCAGGACUUCCUGCUGCGUUCCCACAGAGAUGCUAGUAACAGCAGCCAGGGGGCGCUGCUGCAGCAGACCUGCACGCUGUUCGUGCAGAGCGGCGUGCAGCUGCUGACCGACUUCACGCGGCGAGCAGCGGUGUGGGCCGACGGCGGCCUGGUGCGUGCCGACUUCAGCCAGGUCAACCACACGGGACGCAGCGCCGCCGAGGAGCCGUGGCCCCUGCAGGCAGGAAGCAGCAGCGGGGAGCUGUCGGGCUCCGGCGAGGCCCAGGCCGAGGCCCCGUGGUUGGGCCAGCGGCUGCAGAUGGCGCUGGUCAACACGGUGGCGUUCAGGGGCGUCUGGCAGAAACAGUUCCUGUUCAGCAGCACACAGAACCUGCCCUUCGUCCUGUCUGACGGGACCACCGUCAAAGUACCCAUGAUGCACCAGGCCGGCGAGGUCCGCUUCGGUCAGUUCAGGACGGCGUGGGAGCAGCGCUACACCGUGCUGGAGCUGCCGUACUUGGGCCGCUCCCUGAGCCUGCAGGUGGUCCUGCCCAGCGAGAGGAAGACGCCGCUGUCCUCGCUGGAGUCCCAGCUCAGCGCCCGCCAGCUGACCUCCUGGGACUCGGGCCUGCGCAGAACCAGGAUGGACGUUCUGCUGCCGAGGUUCAGGAUGCAGAACAGGUUCAACCUGCGGUCGGUGCUUCCUGCCAUGGGCAUCAGCGACGCCUUCGACCCGACGGCGGCGGAUUUCACUGGAAUAUCAGUGAAGGAGAGUCUCUACGUGUCCGAUGCUUUCCAUGAAGUGAGAAUAGACGUUGCAGAGGACGGGACGAAGGCAGCGGCCGCUACUGCCAUGGUUCUCCUCAAACGAUCCCGAGCUCCUGUUUUCAAGGCGGACCGUCCGUUUUUAUUCCUGCUCCGACAGAUUAACACAGGAUCUAUCAUGUUCAUGGGACGAGUGAUGAACCCAGAACUACAAGCCCCCUAA